This is a messenger RNA of Gryllus bimaculatus (two-spotted cricket), 303 nucleotides long. The record is from the annotation of a GenBank genome assembly. NCBI's taxonomy places the organism in Eukaryota, Metazoa, Arthropoda, Insecta, Orthoptera, Gryllidae.
AUGCCGCGCAAGACUUCGCCGGGGAAGAAAAUCUCGGGGUUCGCUUCAGCACAAGGCAGCCGGCCCCCCGGCGGUGGCCGGCUUUUGUUACGCCUUCCACCUGGCACCGCCGCGCGCCCGCCCCUCUGCCUCUCCGCCCCGCGCGCCGUCCGCCGCUACAUUCAGGACCCCGCGCGCCGCCACAUACCCUGCGCGGCUCCCUCCAAAGGUUCUUUGGACCACGUCGGGGGACGAGGGAGGGCCCGUUUUCACGGUGGUAUUAUGUCACGGCAUUUCACGCGUCUUUCUCGGUUGGGCCGCUAG